AGGGAAGGAAGCGUAAUGACAGCAAAACCCAAUUCACACGGUUCCGUUACGCCAUCUACAGUAAGGGCAUCACUGUCAUCAACUACUCUUAUAAUGCGACCACGAAACUCAGUAAGAAAUGAGAUAAUCGCAUUACUAUUUGACGCUAUGGUGAAUACAAUAGUAACAUCUUGGAAAACUAUCGAAAUAAAGGGAGAAAAUGCUACAAGAAUUCCUUUAAGUAACACAUUAAGCGAUAUUGGAGAGAAAAAGAAAACCACACGUAAAAGUUCAAAGACGACAAAGAGUGUAUCCAUAAUGGAUGUUGUGGAUUAUACACUCGACCCAAUGCAACAAGUUUGGUUUUCUCCGCCGGACCAGAGAGCUAUUAUCCAUUUCCACAAUGGUAAUAGGUACGAAGGUGAUAUUUCAAUGAACUAUAUGCACGGUGAAGGUCGCUACCAGUGGACUAAUGGAACAGUUUACUAUGGCAAAUUCCAUUACAAUGAGAUCAAAGGAAAAGGCAAAAUAUGCUGGAAAGAUGACACUUGGUAUGAAGGAGACUUCGUCGGCAAUAUACGGCACGGUAAAGGGUUAUACGUAAACUCUCGUAAACAGUCCUCCUAUAUUGGAGAAUGGGACAAAGGAACUAAACAUGGAAAGGGAACUAUGUAUUACGAUGGAACAUUCAAAAAUAAUUACGAUGGAGAUUGGGUACACAAUGUUCGUCAUGGCUACGGAGCCCGGGAAUACUGCGCAGUUAGCGGAUACGAAGGCGAGUGGGAUAGAUACGUAAGAAAUGGCAAAGGGCUAAUGAUUUGGCCCAAUCACGAUUUUUACGAAGGCGGCUGGAUAUAUGGCCAUAUAUCGGGAUGUGGUACUCACAUAUGGAAUGGAGAAUGCAACAAUACCUUAACGUUGCCGGCUAUAAACGUGUACCGAGGUAAUUUCCAAAAGGGGCAACGACAUGGUGCAGGCAAAAUUAAUUUUGGUUAUAAAUGGGGUGCGUACUACAGAGGAACUUUUAGAAAUAACAAAAAAAAUGGAAUUGGUAAAAUGGUCACCAAUGACGGACUGAUACUUCAAGGCCUAAAAUUAUUCCACGAUGACAUCGCAAUAGAGCCUGAAAAUCUCGAUCAGCCGGAGCUGACGUCUGAUAAUGUUCGAAUGCUAAAACCUUUGCAAUUUGAUAUCUGUAACGAAGGUUAUGGAUUGAGGUACCAUAUUGAGAAAGCUUAUGAGAACUUAGACAGAGAGGCUGAAAUCAAAAUAUCAUUAAUAAAUGACUUCAUACAAAACAAUAAAUAUGUAGGAAUAGAUAAAUCACUAAAGUAUAUGAAAUUAAAACAGGUGAUUACGAUAAAUUCGGAGUAUGACGAAAAUACGCUUACUUUUGAAGAAAUCGCUCUUGGCAACGCAGUCAAGACUUACCAAACGAGUUUGAUUAAAAUUUAUGACAAGUACUCUAAGAUAUGUCAGGAUGAACCGGUUUCCUCUUCGCGACAACUCAUAAGAUUGUUUUUCUGGCAAUUUUACUGGGAUUGUAAUAUACAUAAGAAAGGAUUGACACUUGUUGAAAUUGAUAAAAUACUUUUUUCAAACCCUGCGUGGCUUUUUAAGUCACCACACAAUCCUUUUAAGAAAAUAUUUUUCUGGCAAUUCCUCCAAAGCCUAAUAGCUGUCGCUUCCAAAUUAUACGCCCGCAAAGUAUUGCCAGGCCCAAGGCCCGAUACGAUAGUCGCAACGGCGUUUAGAAAAUUUAUGGAUGAAGACGUGUUGCCAGGAUACCUACGACGGUGUGGACGUUUAUCUUUUGGUUUCGGCUCCUUUAUUCCACUAAAACCUUUAUACGACGUGUACCUUACAUUAGGAGAGCCUCAUACCGUGCGCAAAUUCAUCUGUUCUGUUCGAAGAUUGCCUUGUGACACAGUAUUCUCGCCCGUGAAAAUCUGCGAGGGUCCUGAAGACAUAUGUCUAGGGCACAACGCCUAUAUAUUUACGGAUCAAAUCAGCUAUGUUAUGGACGACAUACCUCUGUUCGAAAAUUAUACAAGGAAUUUCGAUGGACCCAAAUUUGCUGGUUGUAACGAUUUAGUUCUUUUUAAUUUCUCCAAUCUUUCUACGUAUACAUUGGUCAAUAUAUUCGCACAAAUAUUUCCACAAAUACAAUAUAACGAAACAAUUAUAACUUUAAAUGUCGAAAUGACUUUUUUGGAAUUUUUUGAGGCGUUUGUGGCUUGCGCUGAAGAGAGCAUCCGCGUGAAGGAGAAGGAAAAUCUCUGGAGGGCAUUAUUCGAGGAUAAUAAACAAGGGAAGUAUGAUUAUAAUUUUCCACCGGUGCCACCUCCUUCGUACUACCAACUUCGUAAUUCCAUUAAAUAAAUAAAGUGAACGUAUGCUUAAAUUGUUUAGGAUAAAUCACUUUUAAUCCUAUAAUCUUAACACAAGGCCCGAUCUAUAUCUGAAUCUCAUCUACACUGCUAUAUUGUGGAGCUCUUCAAUUAAUCUUAGAGACAAGUGACGACAACCGCACCAACACAGCCAAAAAGUGAACUAACAUUUCUAUAUAUUUUGAUUUAGAUAUAAUUUAUUUUAAUGAUUUAUUUUUACAGUGAAACUGAAACAGGAUUUGUAUUUUGAAAAACUAAUUUUUUGCAGUAACAGUUGAUGCGUGAAGUCGUAAUCAACUUCACGCAUUAUAUACUGCAUGAAAUCGGUUUCUAUUGCAUGCAGUUAAUGCAUGCAAUCGUUA
Messenger RNA from Hyposmocoma kahamanoa, 2731 nucleotides. Its product is annotated as radial spoke head 10 homolog B-like. The coding region runs from base 16 to 2361 and encodes 781 amino acids. The transcript is spliced from 8 exons. The record is from RefSeq and is a predicted model, not a curated record. NCBI's taxonomy places the organism in Eukaryota, Metazoa, Arthropoda, Insecta, Lepidoptera, Cosmopterigidae.